UUUAUAACCUCCAGGGGGCGUAAUAGUAACGUCAACAACAAUAUUCGAAAGCAUGUCUUUUAAAAGAGAUGGUGAUGAUACUUCUCUCUUGAAUAAUCUCAAGAGAAGAAGAAUAAGUGAAUUGCUUGUUUGUCAUAUUCCUGAAGAUGAAGCUCUUCUAUUAAAAAAUGGAAGGUAUGCAUGCACUAUUUGUCAUCAUAAACCUAUUUUUGAUACAAUUGAUAUGUUAGCUAUCCAUAGAAAAGGAAAAAAGCAUCUAACUUAUCUUACCUGUCAUUUAGAAACACAGCAAAAAUUAAAAUUAAAAAAUAAUGCAAUAUCUUUAAAUGAUCCUGUAAAGACAAAACAGUCAAAACAACAUCAAUUGUUGAAAGCUAAACCUUAUGGAAGAAAACUCAAAAUUGAUAUUCCAUUUCAGAAGAAAGAUGUCCAAAAUUCAGCAGAUAUCCUACAGACAACAAACCCAUGUUCAACAAAUGCUUUAAUCAAAUCAUAUAUCAAAAAUUUAUCAAGGAAGAAGGAAUUUUCAAAAGCAGUUGAAAAAACACGUAUUAAUUCAUUAGGUCCAAAGAAAUCAGAAAAAAUUCAUAACACAGAAAAUAAAAAAGAGGAAAAGGUUAAUCCAUCAAAUGAGACAGAAACACAGCAACCAUACAAUGAAAAAAAGAUGCAGCAAAUAGAGUUUUAUUUGAGAGCUCGUUCAUCUGGUUGGAAAAAAGACAAAACUGGAAAAUGGAUUAAAGAAGAAGGAGUAGAAUUUGAUAGUGAUGAAGAACCUCCUGAUGAUAAUUUAUCUUGAUAAAUACUUAAAUUAAGAAUAUACAGAUGAAUUUUUCAUAGUAAAGAGAAAGAAGAAAAACAUUUAUAAAUCAAAACAAUUAAGUGAAACAACUAGGAAUAUAUUUAUCAAAGCAAAAUUUCAAGUAAUGUAAUAGAAGAAAUUUUGAAGGAGUGGAGACAUUUACAAUUCUGUCAUAUACAUAGACAAUUGGAAAAUUAUCACUUCCAGGACAGGAAAAUCCAAAACUAGAAGGAAUCCAGAGAGAAGAUUUAAAAACUAUAUAUAGAAAUGUUGAAUAAAAAAUAAAAAUAGGAAGAUAUAUAAUACUUACAAACAGAUAUUGAGAGAACUGCUAUGUAUAUUAGCAAAUAGAAGAGUAAGAAACUCAAACUCAAAUAAUUGAAAAUUCAUCUUGGGAGAAGAAGAAUAUUAUAUAAAUUUACUUUAUAAAAGCUGUAAAAAGAAUUUUAAUUAUAUAUAAAACUUAUGACAUUUUAUGCUUACAAAAGCAUUGUAAAUUGACAAAGUACAGUGUUUCUCUUUAAUAAAUUAUAAUGU
Molecule: messenger RNA, 1339 nt
Organism: Centruroides sculpturatus (bark scorpion)
Lineage: Eukaryota; Metazoa; Arthropoda; Arachnida; Scorpiones; Buthidae
Product: sodium channel modifier 1-like
Exons: 8
Coding region: 53-799 (248 amino acids)
Biological process (GO): RNA splicing
Cellular component (GO): nucleus
Source: RefSeq, a predicted model, not a curated record